CGAGCAUGUUGGCUCGCGCCUGCCACUCGCGCCGCUAACAACAUGUUUGUGUCGCGCGAGCCGUGCCAAGCUCUCCCGCUACAAUCACUUCUAGUAGUUGGAUCAUGGAGGAAGAAUGCUUGGGUGGUGAAUUGAUUUGCGUCGUAAACAAAACAGAUUCCGAGAAAAGCAUCGCGACGACGAAUGCGGACUUUCAAGAGUGUACGGAGGAGUCGCAGGCCUGGGAUAAGGAGUCGCGGUCGUCGGAUAAGGGGUCGCGGUCCUCGGACAAGGAAUCGCGGUCCUCAGACAAAGAGUCGCUGUCCUCGGAUAAGCAGUCGCGGCGCACAUAUGUGCUAGCGGCCGACAGCGAGAGUGACCCAGCCUCCCCCUCCCCUUCUCCCUCACCCACCCGCGCCCGUCCCGCCCUCCUCUACGAUGCCAUCUCUCUCAGGAGUACAUCCAUUGUUAGCCAGAACAAGAAAUUCACCAUUAACGCCGCGGAGCCCAUUCAAGAGGAACGGUUCGCAGACGCGAAAGACCUGCUACCCAACUGCCAAGUCGUCGAUGAUGACCCGGACGCCUCGCAACUACUUAUAGAAUACUCAUUGCACGCCCAGGAGACCUGUACUCAGACGAGCAAAACUAUACUCGAACUAGCUCAGACAAAUUGCGUAAAAUGUUAUACGGACAGCAAUGUCAUUGAAACACAAACCUCCCGCGUAUCCAUUGUCGAGAACAAAACUAUAGAAUAUAGGAUAGAAGUAACGGGGUCGCAGACGCGAUUCACGAGAAAUGAAAUUCCUUCGAGAGUGAGCGGCCGCGCCGGCGUCCGGCACCCGCUCGUCGGACUCAGCCCCUCGCGAUGCGGCUCCGAUGAUUCCGGCACACUGAGGAUAAUCGACGACGAAUCGGAAACUAAAUCGACAGAGGAAAUUGAACAAUCCGACCUUAGUGACAAUAAUACUUCUAAAUACGAUACUUACUUCACUGAUUCACUCGAAGACGACCACACCCGGCACGAUGACAACAGCGACGCGAGCAUCCCGAAAUCCGUAGACCGAGACGUCGAGGAGCUGUACACAAAUCUAAAAACAAGUUUCGGUUUGCGUUCGUUUGACAGGCCUCAAUUUGAUACGCCUCGGUACGUCGCUCUGUCCACUUUGUCCGAAGAAACGACGAAGGAGAGCUCAGUGUCACGGCGAAACAAUACAAGAACCCAACCGAGAGAAAGCCCACACAGAAAUAGUGUCACAGCGUCUGAGCUGAGGACGAUCCAGCCGUCCACAGAGGGUGAGAGUAAAGAGCAAUGGAGACUGCCUCCUAUCGGCCGGUGCGAGCACGGCGGCAGCCCGGGGCGGCGCCCCCACAGCCCCGCCGCCAGGGCACCAGCGCGUGAUCGCGCCGACACCGCCAGCAACCUGGCAGCUGGGGAACACGCCAAUCUUGCUACGAGGAUUGGAUUCGUGGCUCCCGUGAACCCGCACCGCUUGCCGUCGCUCGUGAAGCGCGCGCCGGCGCCGGCGCCGGCCAGCCGCGGGGACGGCGCGCCCGCCCGCUCGCUGCGCGCCUCCUCCCCCGCUACCAUCAGCAUCGGCGCCAAGAUCCAGCAGCUCAAGAUGCCAACAGCUGACAACAAGCGCCUGCUCCACCAGUUCUCCACCUGGAGCCCGGAGUGCCGCAGCUCGUCGCCGGACAGCGCUCGCUCGCGCUCGGCCGGCGCGGGCGCGGGCGCGGGCGCGGCGGGCGCGGACGUGGCGGCGCGCGGCUGCGACGCGCUGUGCGCCGACGUCAUCGCGCGCCUAAGGCAAGCCUGCAGCAGUUGCGCGCGGAUGACGUUCGAGCAGCAAGUGAGCCGGUACGAGAGCAGCGACACCUGCGGAGCUAAGUGGGCGGCGGCGGCGGAGGUGCUGGAGGAGAUCCCUCGGCUGUUCCGCGGCUUCUGGCCCGCGCUGCCCGAGCGCCGCCUCGCAGACCUGCUGCGACUGGUGACGGCGCAGGUGGAGUCCCCGCGCACGCGCCUGGCGCGCACCGCGUGCGCCGCGCUGGCCGCGCUGCUCAGCCACACCGGCUACACCAAGAGACCGGACUUCGACGAGGCGUUGGCGGCGCUGCUGGGCAAGACGGGCAGCAUGGCGUCGGCGCUGCGCCGCGCCGCCAACCUCGCGCUCGACCAGGUAGUCGCCGCCGCCGCCACCGCGCCCGCGGUCACCUCGCUCUGCCUCUACGGCGCCGAUCACAAGAGCGGGCUGGUGCGGUGCGCGGCGGCGCGGCUGCUGGUGGUGGCGGCGGCGCUGGCGGCGGGCGGGCGCGGCUUGCUGCGCGCGCGGCCGCGCUCCGCCGCCGACGCGCGCCGGCUGGUGCUGCGCUCGCUGGCGGCGCUGCUGGAUGAUCGCAACCAGGACACCAGAAAGUACGCAGAGCGGCUGUACGCGCUGUUGCGGCCGCUACCGGGGUUCGAGGCGUUCUUCCUGGCGGACGUGGACGCGCGCGCCGCCUGCCGGCUCAUGAAGAAGCUGGACCCGCUGCUGGCGGCCGCGCCGCCGCCGCCGCCGCCGCCGCCGCCGCCGCCGCCGCGCCGGUGACCGACCGACCGACCCACGCAAUACAACACAACCAUGUCAUUAUUGUUACUCAAUAUCGGCCUUCGGUGCAUGUUGUGAUAGUUCAGUGUUUUCGUCGAUACAGUUGAUAACGGUGAUAAAUUUAGCUGUGUUUUGAGCAAUAGGAGAAUAACAAAGCAAUUAUACCUCCUGAUAUCGCAAUAGGUUUUGAUAUGGAUUUAUUGUAGGUACCUACAUUUUUUAAAAUUCGUUGGCUAUCUAUGCGUAUGCGUUGGUUGGGUACCUAUCUACUUUCAUUCAUUUUCAUCUCGAUGAUGAAUUAGCGGAUGUUUGUGAAGUGUGAACAUCUUAAUAGUACAGUGUUAAUAUACAUCGAAUGUCUAAUGUAAGGAUUUAUUAAUGUUCCAGUGCAUUCAGAGCUUGAGGUCUUAAGGGGACAUCGGAGAUACGUACAG
Cydia fagiglandana is the source of this 2998-nucleotide messenger RNA. RefSeq lists its product as uncharacterized. The transcript has 10 exons. Bases 105 to 2564 code for a protein of 819 amino acids. The record is from RefSeq and is a predicted model, not a curated record. NCBI's taxonomy places the organism in Eukaryota, Metazoa, Arthropoda, Insecta, Lepidoptera, Tortricidae.